Cicer arietinum (chickpea) is the source of this 1714-nucleotide messenger RNA. Its product is annotated as transcriptional regulator STERILE APETALA. Lineage: Eukaryota; Viridiplantae; Streptophyta; Magnoliopsida; Fabales; Fabaceae. Gene Ontology annotation, molecular function: protein binding. The record is from RefSeq and is a predicted model, not a curated record.
UUUUGGGGUCCCUGAGUUUGUGUCCUUAUCUCCAACCUUUUUGUCUUUGUUCCUUUCCGGUCUGGUUUCUACUUCUUACUUCCUUUUUCAAACCCUCUCAUCACUACUCUCAUGUCUUCAACUUCUUCUUCUUCUUCUUCAUCAUCACCUCAACUUGCAUCUUCUUCAAAUGUUGACAACAACAAUAACAAUAAUAAUAAUAAUAACAACAUUCUUGGUGGUCCUAGCAAUGAAAUAUUUGAAGCACCUUCUUCCUCUCGUCAACGUGCUAUCAAUGAAGUUUGGCCUGCACCUGUUGUUGAAUCAUUAGCUACUCAAGUUGCCAUUGAUUCUUCUCUUUUUCAUGGUCCUCUUUCUGCUGCUUCUGCUCUUUCCAUUAUUUUUCAGGUUUGUUCUACAUGGAGAGAAGUGUCGCGCUCGAAUCUACUGUGGGAGGAGCUCACGAGACGCAUCUGGCGCAGAACCUAUCAAUUAAGAGACACGUGGCAUCUAGAGUACAUCUACUGGCAUCGAACGGCUAGGAACUUCAGCACUGGUACACACGCCUUAGUGGUCCCACAAUACGACCCUGGCGAUCACCAUCAAACCCUCAUCUGCCGUUGCCUCACUCUCUCCGACACCCACCUCGCUUGCGGUUUCGUCGACGGCACCGUUCGUUUAUUCGAUCUCAUCACCGGCGCACACGUCACCACUUUCUGGUCCACCCACGGUCAUCUAUUCGGCCCCUUCUCACAAUCUGUUUCGGGAAUCGUAAUUGCAAAUGAAAAUUCUACUCUCGCAUUUGCAAGGCUGGAUGGAGAUGUAUACGUGGCAAUUCUUAAUGGGCCUGUACUUGGGCCCGGGCCCGGGCCCAUCCUUGCACGACGCGCAAUCCUUGGUGAUGUUGUUAACAACGGAGUGUUGGUAGAAUUUGCUGGCUGUCGCCUAUGGUGGGUGGGCUUAUUUGCGGGCCAUGCGGGUGGAGCUUUUCAAAUAUGGAACGCUCAAACGGAACAGCGUGUGUUUAUUGGCGGUUCAUUAACUGACCCGGAAACGGUUCAAGGAUGGCAUAUGUUAACCGAGUUAGUUGAACCGGUGGGUCGAGUACGAGUAACGGAAGGGGAAUUUGUAGUGGCGUGCACGAGUUCGAGGUUGGUUAGUUUCAACUUGAGAAACCCAGAGGUUUUAAUACGUGACGUGGGGUCCACAACGGGUUUCGUGGUGGGUUCGUUGGAUGUUAGCCACGAGGUAUUUGUGAUAGUGGAGAGGAAUGGGGUGGGGACAGUAAGGCGCGUGUGUACAUUUGAGCGCGUGAGUAGGUUUAGAUUAAGAAGUUCAUGGUUGAGGGGUUUGUUAGGGUGCAUGAACCUGGGAUACGUUAUAACAUAUUCUGGUAGUGCUGGUUUGUUGAGAGUGUGGGACAUACAUGAACCUGCGGCGCGGUUGUGUGUAACAGUUGGUGUUACAGAUGAGGGUCAUGUUCAUGCUAAUGCUAACAGCAUGGUUGCUAAUCGAACUCACGUCGCUAUCUCAUCUAAUGACUCUUCUAUACACUUAUUGGAUUUUAGUGUACAGUAAGUACCAUAGUAUUCGUAUAAUAAGAAUUUAUUAAUUACCCAAUUUCAUGAGGAGGAGGAGGAGGAGGAGGAGUAUUACUACCCUCACAUUCAUUUAAACUUUAAAUUCCUUUUUGUAUCUAAUCUUUACAAAAAAUAUCACAUCUAUUGUUAUUGUU